Chiloscyllium plagiosum (whitespotted bambooshark) is the source of this 3669-nucleotide messenger RNA. RefSeq lists its product as uncharacterized. Lineage: Eukaryota; Metazoa; Chordata; Chondrichthyes; Orectolobiformes; Hemiscylliidae. The record is from RefSeq and is a predicted model, not a curated record. Gene Ontology annotation, molecular function: protein binding.
CCGGAAGAACCAAGCACAUGAAUUUUUCUACUUUCACAGAAAAGCUUACUUGUUUGAACUUAGGGAGAAAACAAAAUUAGAUAUUAUACAGAAUCCCAGACUGAUGAAACAAUCACCUCAAGUUUCCAUAUCUUUUAUCUUUGAAAGAAAAAUUCUUUGCUCCUCUUUGGAAACAUACUUAACAUUGUAAGACGCCAAUGCUUUCAGAAUUAUCUCUGAAUUGAAGUUUAAUCUCCUGGAUGCUUCUGACUGAAACACAGGUGAAGCUGAACGUUGAAGUGACAAGAUGCAGUCAGUUUGGAAUCCACAUUUUCCGGAAGGUAAACCCCAAAACAGUCUUGCAGCAAAAGGAUUCCGUAGUGUCAGACCAAAAUUCCUUACACCGAGCAGAAAAUCACCAGUGCAGCCUUCAAUCAACAAUGGGAUGGUGGAGAUCAGAAAAAACAACCAAAAUGCAAGGUCAAAAGAGGCUUGCUUUUCAGCAAUAUCUCAAUCCAACAUCCCAUGUGGUACUGAAACAGAAGAUCUACCUUCUGCUUUUGGUCCUAAUCUCAAUGUGCCAUGCAUUUCGGAAAGUGAAAGCCAACCUACUUCAGUCAGCCCAUCAUGCAAGGUCCUCCGUAACACAAACAUAGACAACUCUGCAUCUUCAGCUGAUCAUAGGCAACUAGGUGGCACCAAGACAGAAGGACUGCAGAUCACAGAGAUCGAUUCGCUUGGUAUCGAUGUAGAUUCAGUCUACAAAAACAACCUGCGAACAGUUAGUGAAAAGAUGAACAUCAGGUCAUCUUCUAAUGCUCUGUUGACUUCAGAGAAGAAAAGAUCACCACCUUUAAUAGCAAAAAAAGUUUUAGUUGAAGAUGAACCAAAGACUUGGUAUAAAUCAAUGUUUAAAGAUGAUUACAAUGCACUGAGAGCAGAUAAAUCUGGGGUAUCUCCUAUAGUUGAUGCCAGGAAGAAGACAUGGGAGCCCAAUUCAUCUUUCAGUUCUACCACAGGCUAUCCAUCAAGAUCUCAACUAACUGGACCACUGCCCUAUAAUUCAUCAACAAGGAAUAACUGCACAAUUAAACAGGCACUUUCAUCAGAACCACUCAGCAGUUCUAAUGGUGAAAAGCAACAUUGUAACCCUCAAUCACAAUAUCUACCUUCCAGCAGUCCUAAUAGCGAAAAUGUUCAAAAUUAUUCCAUCCCUUUCUCAGACAACCUUCAUGAUUCCUGGGAUUGGAAUUUGAAAAACUAUGCAACCCCUGCAAGCGAUUAUCCGGCUACAAAAUCUACAGAAGUACCCUGCAAUCUUUUGGCAGCAAAAGAACUUCAUUCACUCUGUUCUACUGAAGCUACUGCUGAAGAGUGCAAUCGGUCACACCCAAAUACAAAAGUUGAUACCUGUGGCUAUCACGUUGAACCAAAAAGUGUAUUUGAUUACAAGCCUGGAAAGUCAUCCAUUUUAGAUCAUGACCAUUCAAGACCAAGACACAGCAACACUUCAGGAGCUGCAUUUCUCAGUAAAUCUAGAUCACUCCCGAUGUUGGCAGAAUCAGCUGGUCAGCUGACUAUCAAUGAAACCAGGCAAUGCAAUGGUUCAGACAUAGAUCUACCUCAGCUGAAGUUCAUGGAAAUCCAACGCUAUUCAUCUGCUGAUCAAAUCUCCAUAAACAGUGAAAAUGGAGAACUGCCCCUGGCUGAUGCACCCAAACCUUCAGAUCAGCAUUUUCAGUCCCAAAAGCCAAAGGUGCCAGAGGAGACACGUGAUCAAAGACAGCAACUAAAAAUGGAAUUGACUGUAAGAGCGAAGUAUGAUUUCCAUGGUCAAACGUCAAAAGAAUUGCCUGUCAGAAAGGGAGACAUCAUCUUCAUCCACAGACAGAAGGAUCACAACUGGUAUGAAGGGCAAUGUAAUGGAAAGAGUGGCUUAAUCCCAAUUUGCUACGUAGAGUCUGCUUCUGACCCACAGAGAGAUGAACAAAAAGCACUUGAUGAAAUUGCCAUUGCUAGAUUCAGAUUUGCUGCCUUGACUAACAUAGAACUGCCAUUGGAAAAGAACCAGUCAGUCGUCCUGCUCAGGAGAAUAGAUGAGAACUGGUAUGAAGGAAAAUAUCCAGGGACAAAUCGGAAAGGGAUAUUUCCUGUCACAUAUGUUGAAGUCAUUGGUAAAUCAACCGAUGUGCCUGUCUUCCACCAACAUCUUCCAACAUCUGAGAAUGAUUUGAAAAUAAAAAUGACUUCCCAGAGGCCUUUUCAACAGCUUCAGCAAAGGAGCAUGAAUAAUGAGAACAUUCAGUCUGGUGAAGAAAUAUAUUUGGCAUUAUAUUCAUUUUCUCCCAACAAGGAAGAUGAACUGGAGGUCAAACAAGGAGACAUCAUUAACGUUGUGAAGAAAUGUGGUGAUGGUUGGUACUUCGGUACAUCCAGAAGAACCAAGAAGUUUGGCACUUUCCCAGGAAAUUAUGUGGAAAAAUUGUGUUUAUGACCAACAGAAUUGAUUCUCCAAUUCAACCAAGAUAGUACCCUGGGUGAACUCCGAGCCUGAAUGGGUCAGGAAAUGCACUGAAAUGAACAUUCUGUAGGCAAAGUGAAGUCCCAGUGGUAGAUUCAUUUGGCCCAGAAUUAACUGGAAGAUUUUGGUUGAUGCAUAUGUUUUUCUUUAAAGAAGUUUAGGUCCAUUUGAUUUAUGCUGUUCCUUAUCUCAAGUCAUGGCAAUAUGAAAGCUUCCAUGUUACAUUCACUGCAAUAUCACUUCACUCAUUAACGCCUGUGCAAAACAUCAGGAAACAGGAAUUGUUACAUUUUCCCAAGUUCUCCAGACAUAAGCUUAGAUGCAAAAUUUUGGGAACAGCAGGAACUGAAAUCAUUCCUUGCAAUGAUUGAUUGUAAUUCUUUAACAAUUUAUUUUUAAAAGUUUUUAAAAGUUUUAAAAGUUAUUCCUUCUUAUUGAGACCUUAUUGAAUCCCACUUUCCAGCAUGUGACGCAUAGUUUUGAAUGUGACCACAUUUCAAGGGCUUAUCCAUGUAUGCUUGAAAGGUUAUGAGAUCUUCCUCUUCUCCCACUCUUCUAGGUGAUUUUCACCACCCUCUGGGUGAAAUAAUGUUUCCUCAAAAUCCCUCCGAACCUCCUGUCUUUCACUUUAAAAUUAUGCCCCUUGUUUUUGUCCCCUUUGAUAGCUGCUUUCUAUCAUCCUGUCCAUGCUCCUCAUAAUAAUAUCCACCUCAAUCAGGUCCUCCAUCAGACUUUGCUGCAAUAAAGAAAACAACCUGAGCUUAUCCAGCCUCUCUUCAUUGUUAAAAUGCUCCAAACCUGAUGACAUCUUGUUGAAUCUCGUCUGCAUCCCCUCCAGUGCAAUCACAUCCUUCCUAUAAUGUGCUGAUCUGAACGGCACACAGUACUCAUGCUGUGGCCUAACCAAAGUUUUGCACAGCUUCAACAUUAUAUCCUUAUUCUUCCAAUCAAAGCCACAACUGAUAAAAGCAAGUGUCCACUAUGCCUUAUUAACUAUCCUAAUAACCUGUCCUUCAACCUUUGUGGCUUUGUGGACAAGAACUCCAAAUUCUUCUGUUCCUCUGAACUUCUUAGCUUCUGAGUAUGCUGCCUUUCAUUGAGUCGUGAGUGUGUUGCUGGGAAAGCACGGCAGGUCAGGCAGCAUCCGAGGAGCAGGAGAAUCGAUGUUU